UUUUCCCAAGAGAGAAGCAGAAGAAGACUGUAAUUAAUAUUCCUCCUAUUUUGAUCUUGCGUAAGAUAGAUAGAUUUUACACAAUAUCUUAUCUCCCAAAAACCCACCAACAAAAGAGAAAGAAAAUUUCGCAUAAUUCUUUGGUUUGUCCUUCCUCUCUCUUUCUUACACUUUCUCUCUCAAUCUGUUUUUUCUUUGAUUUGCUUUUCCUACCGGAAAAAAGGUUCUUUCUCUCCUGACAACCAAACGGAAACCGAACCCCAAAAAUAAACCCCUCGCGUUUUUACUCAUCAGACAAAUAGCCUCCCCAUUUUGAUUCUGUCCUCCAUUGUUGCACCAAAAAAAAAAAAAAAAAGCUCCGACCUCCUUCUUACCCAAUCCGGAGAGGGUUCGGGUGGGAGGGUUGUGAAAUUUUUAUUUUUGUUGAUUACCCUGAAUGAAUUUCGACUAUUGGAUUUCUGGGUAGUAGAGAAAUCUAGUAGAGGAAUUAAGGGACAAUCGUAACUUUUUUUUUUUUUUGUGGGAUUGGGAUUGAUCGGUGGUGGGUUUGUUUCAAGUCGGACGAUGAAACCGGGGACGGUGGAUUACUGGAGGGACUAUUUCCGAGCAGCGAAUUCAGACAUCUUCGAGAUAAUCGACCAUGCUAUCAUGGUGGCGGCCGCCGAUUGCCCCAAGGAGUUCCGGCAGCGGAGGGAUCGAAUAGCUGAGCGAUUGUUCUCCUGCCGAUUGGCCCAAUGCUCCGGCUGCAACCGCGUGGAGCUGGCGGUGCCGCCGCCGGAAGGUGACCAAGUAAUCCCCAAUAAGAUUAGGGAAGACGGUGGCGGCGGCAGCGACGGGAACGCGGUCGAGGAGGAGGAGGAUGAUGACGAGGAGAUUGACAUAUUGGGCGACUUCGAUGAAGAAGAAGAAGGCGGUGGGAGUAAUAAAGAGAGUAAAGUCAAUAGUAGUACUGAUAAUGGAGAUCAGCUGGUGAGUAAUUACAGCUAUGGCGAAGCUGAAGCUUUAACGGAUGAGCUUGAAGAACAGUCUCAGGUGUUUGCUGAAGUUCAAAGGAUCAAAUCCCUUCUUCUGAAUCACCGUGACGAGGCCGAAUCAACGUUGUUUGAUUCACUGAGGAGGCUUCAAUUGAUGGCUUUGUCUGUAGAUACUCUUAAGGCAACUGAGAUUGGUAAGGCUGUGAAUUCUCUGAGGAAGCACGGAUCGAAGGACAUUCGUCAGCUGGCGCGAACUCUUAUAGAUUUGUGGAAAGACCUGGUGGAUGAGUGGUAUAGUGCUUCAAAGACUAUUGGAACUACUACUGUAAGGAAUGAAGGUGGAACUCCCGACUCCAUGAAUCCGUCUGUUGUUGAUGAAGAAGAAGGACUCCCUUCUCCUCCUAUGGACGAAGGGAUCUUCUUCGCAACUCAAGCUACUGGGAUGGAGCUUGGACAAUUUUUCGACGGAAUGGAUGAUGAUGGAAAUCCUCGGGAAAUGAACAAGAACCGUGGGAAUGGAAGAAGACCAUCAUCACAUGAUCCCAGGAGCAUGCCAAAGCCGAGGCCAACAAGUAAUAAUGUUGUAAAGGGCCAAGAAGCAGCAGCCACAUUGAAGCAGAAUAAGCCCUCAAGCAAUAAUUCCGGCCCAGGAAGACCUCCAAGGCAAAACCUUGAGCCAAAGUCGAAUACUACUAAUUCGGUGACAUUGCAGAGGAAAACUGAUAAGAUUGUUACUAGUCAGAGGAAGCCAUUGAGUGGCCAACAACAGCAACAAACCAGAUUGAAGUGCUCGGAUGAAGUAUCAGUCCAGAUGAAGCUGGAAGCCACAAAAAGGAAACUUCAGGAGAGCUACCAACAAGUUGAGAAUGCCAAGAGACAGCGGACGAUACAGGUGAUGGAGUUACACGAUCUCCCGAAGCAAGGGGGGAUGGCAGCCAAUCGAAAUCCGAACAUGAGACAUGGUGGGAAUGGCAACCGGAAUUGGGCUAAUGGACGACGUUGAGUUUUAACUCAAAUCACACUAUGUGAUAUAUACUACAUUCCUUUCUAACUUCUUUCCGAACCCGGAAAAGUUGGAAGAGAAGAAGAAUACCAAUAACUCGAAUCGUGCAUCAACAAAUAAGAGUACAUUCUUGAGGUUGUUGGUUUCCGAAAGAAAUGGAGCUCGCGAGCUGCAUCAGAUUUCGUCGGCUCUAAACGGUCCUGUCCUGUGUAUGUUAUUCAGAUUCUGGAGAGGAGCUGCCUGCCUACAUCCACAAACCUACAAUCAACAAUGGCAAAAGUGACAGAAAGAAACAAUCUUUUCACUUUUCUGUUGGAGGCUCUUUGCUUUUGUUGUUUAACCCAACAUUUCAUAGCUCUCACAAAGUUGACAGAAACCAUUGGGAGAGAACAAGUGUAGAUGAUGUAUUUGAAGUUGCACAAAGGGAAGAGCCCUCUUGUGAUUCAUGUCCUAUUGACAACCAAAUUCAGCAUUUGGCAAUUGUUUGGGAUACAUCUGCAUCUCAUUAUUAGGGUAAAGAGUUGGGUCUCAUUUGACAGACUGGUAAGUGGUAACUAAUAAAAUUGACAGGGAAAUCUUUGAUAAGGAUUGAUGGACUUUUGUGUGUGUGAUGUGCUAUUAUUGUUCAUGGUACUACUAUUUAAUCCUAGUCACUUUCAACUC
Messenger RNA from Linum tenue, 2640 nucleotides. Lineage: Eukaryota; Viridiplantae; Streptophyta; Magnoliopsida; Malpighiales; Linaceae. The record is from the annotation of a GenBank genome assembly.